GACAAUCAUAACCUAAAAACACAACUGUCAAAAACCAGAGACAAUGUGGAACCCAAACGCCAUAGACAACAGGCAGCUAGAGAAGCGGGUCAUCGUCGGACGGGUCCGACCGACGUGGGCACGGAACCUGCCAGAGACAAGAGAGGAUGAGGAUAAGAAUGAGGAGAUUGGGGUCAUGCCGCAUAGUGAGCCCCCGUCGCCGACGGAGCCCUGGCAGCAGGGGAAGCAGGAAGAUAAAUAUGACGCUUUUGGGAAGGUGAUGCUGCUGGGCGACAGCGGCGUCGGCAAGACGUGCAUGCUAGUCCGCUUCCGCGACGGCACGUUCCUUGCCGGAAACUACAUAUCCACCGUCGGCAUCGACUUCCGGAACAAGGUAGUGACGGUCGACGGCAUCAAGGUAAAACUUCAGAUUUGGGACACCGCGGGCCAGGAGCGCUUUCGGAGCGUCACGCACGCAUACUACAGAGACGCUCAUGCGUUGCUGCUGCUGUAUGACGUCACGAACAAAACCAGCUUCGACAACAUUCGGGCCUGGCUCGGGGAGAUUCGGGAGUACGCGCAGGAUGAUGUCGUUAUUAUGCUAUUAGGUAACAAAUCCGACAGCGGCCUAGAGCGGGCGGUGAGGCGGGAGGAGGGGCAGCGCCUAGCCAGGGAAUACCAAGUCUCCUUCAUGGAGACCUCGGCGAAAACAGGCCUGAACGUCGAAGCGGCGUUCGCCCACGUGGCGAGGGCGCUCGUGGCGAAGGCGAACCCAGCUGACCCCAACCGGCUCGCUGUACGGGCGCCGCCGGUGCAAGAGCAGAGAUCCUCGUGUCCACCUUGUACUUAAGACU
Molecule: messenger RNA, 833 nt
Organism: Cydia splendana
Lineage: Eukaryota; Metazoa; Arthropoda; Insecta; Lepidoptera; Tortricidae
Gene: Rab26
Product: ras-related protein Rab-37
Exons: 5
Coding region: 44-829 (261 amino acids)
Biological process (GO): protein secretion; endocytic recycling; regulation of exocytosis
Cellular component (GO): endosome; synaptic vesicle; plasma membrane
Molecular function (GO): GTPase activity; GTP binding
Source: RefSeq, a predicted model, not a curated record